CCCCCGGUGCCGACCCGUUCUCCCGGUAUCAUCAAAAUCACACUCAAGAGAGAGGUAGAUGCGGUCGUGUUUCACUUUCUUUGCUUCCAAGGACCCGUAUCUGUCACAUCUGUUCCCCGGAUCUUUGUUUCUGGGCGGCACGCUGCGGCUGCCGGCAGCAGAUGUGCUGAGCGACGCAGCUAAAAGCAGUAUCUUUCCACAGUGACCGCGGCCUGAUGCUGGAAAACCCUACGUUCAUUAGAAGGCAACAGGAAGCAGAUUACUGAGGGAUUAAACCCAUACACUCGUGUGCGCAUGUAGACACAGAGAGUACCACAGUUCCAGGGUUUGACCGCUGUCCAACUGUGGAUCUUAAACUGAGUGAACUUGUCUGACUGACUCUCUCUGGGAUCAUGGAAGAAGAGGAGGAGCUGACAGAGUCUCAUUGAAUUUAACUCCUGUAACCUCACCUCCUUUCUCCUGCCUCACCAUCGAAGGCUUUGCCUGGUCAAUGAGGAUUACAGUCUUAUAACAAACACAGCUGAGCGGGCAGAGAGGGAGAAGAGCGCAGAGCCGACCGUCCGCCCGCUGCUGUCCCAUGAUGCAUCUACACAUGUAAGAGCAGGAUCAGCCACACAGAGGGCUGUUUCUAUGGAUACAACUGCCCUGUGUGUAGUGUAUCCCUGCAGCCCAACUACAGCAUCAAGUAACAUCUUUGGAGUGGAGAAACACAUCAUCAUCAAGAAUCAAGAGGAUACUUCCUUUAUCAAGGAGAAAUCUGCUAUUUUUAAACAUGUACUGUAGAUGCUUUAUCAACACGUAGCUGCAAGAUCACCAACUAAACCAAAUGUUAGAUUUCUUUCCACUUUGUUUCAUUUAUUUCGAUCCUUUCUGAGGUCCCUUUUGUUGCUCAGACUCUACUUGUCCAAUACAACUCAAAGGUUGUGUUAACAAAAGUUGGUUCAUUAAAAGGGUGAUUUAAUAAGAAUAGGCCCACACAGUACCAGAAGAGGAGGUAAAGAUGAUGCACAAAGACACUUCUUAGGCCUGAAGGAAAUCAUUCCUUUUCAAACCUGCAUGCAAUAUCAAACUUUUUUGGGCCUCUAAAACUGCCGCCACUUUUCACCAGACUAGCUGUGGUUCUGAAUUUGGGUCUUGUCAACAUGAGAGCAGAUAUCUAACAUACACCAGCUACCUAGAGAAGAAUCAGGUCUCUUGUUAAGGUUCUGGACUCACCAGCAAGAUGUAACAUUAUGUGCAUAAGACAGUAACAAAGCACUUUUAAUCAAGACAUUCAAGCUUAAGGUAACUGGAAUCUAUCUGUCCCUAACACCUCCAGACUGAGCAAUCAUGGCCAGACAAGACACCCCCCUCUUCCUCCAUGGUUUUGAUCUGGGUGGACACUUUGUUGACCUUCGACCUCUCGGCAUGGGUGUCACAGGCCUGGUCCUCGCAGCUGUGGACCAGCGCACUGGACAGCGCGUGGCAAUUAAAAAGCUGGUGAUGCGUGACGCCGUGACCGUGAAACAUGCUCUGCGAGAGGUCAAAAUCACCCGGCGGCUGCAUCAUGAAAAUGUGGUGAGGGUUCAUGAGGUUUUGGCGCCUUAUGGACGACCACUGCCCAGAGACCCAACCCACCUGAGUGCCCUGUACAUCAUCCAGGAGUGCAUGGAGACGGAUCUGGCUCGGCUGCUGGAACAAGGACCACUACACACAGGUCACGCUACUCUGCUGUUCUACCAGCUGCUGAGGGGACUGAAGUUCAUCCACUCUGCAAAUGUGCUGCACAGAGAUCUGAAGCCUGCCAACAUAUUCAUCAACACAGAUCAGCUGCUGCUCAAGAUUGGAGACUUUGGUCUGGCCAGGAUAGUUGACCCUCACUAUUCUCAUAAAGGCUAUCUUUCCGAGGGUCUGGUGACUAAGUGGUAUUGCUCCCCCCGUCUGCUCCUGUCCCCCAACAACUACACUAAGGCCAUAGACAUGUGGGCUGCUGGCUGCAUUCUGGCUGAGAUGCUCACUGGACGUAUGCUGUUUGCAGGAGCUCAUGAGCUGGAGCAGAUGCAGCUGAUUCUCGACACCGUGCCAGUGCUAAGAGAGGAGGACAGGCAAGACCUGCUACAGGUGAUGCCUUCAUAUGUCAGUCAUGGAUGGAGAGUCAAGAAACCCUUUUCUGAAUUGCUGCCUGAAGUCAAUGCUCAAGCUGUGGACUUCCUUGAGCGCAUCUUGACCUUUAACCCCAUGGAUCGUCUGACAGCCGAAGCAGCGCUGUCCCAUCCCUUCCUCCAGCAGUACGCCUGUCCAGACGAUGAGCCCACCUCAUCGUAUCCCUUCCGCAUCGAGGAUGAACUAGAGGACAGCCUCAUCACCGAGCAGAGCCUCAGCAGCAGCAACAGUCAGGCCUCUAGCAUCCACUGGGAGAGGUAUGAGAACAGGUUAUCAACUGAUGUCUCCUGGCAGCAGUCAGGCGGAAGGUGUUGCUGCAUGCCCCCUGACCGCAUUACCUCUGACCUGGGAGACACCACAGAGGACGACGAGGUGCAGAGAGACCCUCGGGCCAGUUCCACCUCACUGUUAGAGGAGGCCCAGGUUGACCCACGCAAAUAUUCCCACAGCAGCUCAGCGGAACGCUUCCUGGAGAACUCUCACUCCUCUCUGGAACGGGCCUGUGGUUUGGGAUAUGUGGAACUGGACUGUGGCCGCUCCUGUGACUACAAAGUGGGCUCUCCUUCAUAUCUGGAUAAAAUUGCCUGGCGGGAGGGCAAGCCUCAACACUACUCAGAGCCUAAGCUGAUCCUGGAUCUGUCUUAUUGGAAGCGUAACACUAACAGCCUCCCUGUGCCUGCUGAGCCCAUUUGUGGGAGCGUGGAGGAUGUGGGAGAGAAGAAGGAUGAAGAAGCAGAAGAGGGGGAGACGGGGGAUUUAUUCCAGGAGAUCUCUCGCUGGGUGGAGAGCACCCAGUCUCGUCUGCACUCGCCCAGUCCCAGUCCUUCUUUGGAGCCACGUUCACCCUCCCACUACAAUUCCUCUCCCCCUCUUCCUAUCUCCCCGACUGACCUCCCAACUCCAGUCUUCCACUACAAGGAGGUUGUGCGGCAACCAUCAGAUGAAUGUAAUGAAGACAGACUAAGCCCACUUCCACAUGUCACAUGUUCCUCUAAUUCCCUUCCCUCACUUCUCCCCUCGUCUCCCACCUACCCACUUCCUCCUCAGUCCCCUCAAAUAGUGUCUCCCAAGACCUCGCCACUUUUUCCUCCCCCUGACUUUCAACCCCUUUCGUCUACUUCCUCCAUUUUGCAGCCAGUAAAUGAUGACUCCUUGGAAUCACUUCCUGUCAAGCAAAAAGAGCGGCUGUUCGACCUGGACGUGUUCAUUUCCCGAGCACUGAAACUGUGCAGGCAGAAUAAGGAGAAAGCAGACGGGAAGAAAGGAAAAGAUGGAGGAUGGAGGGAAGAAAGCAAACAGCCAAACAUUAACCGAAAGGUGCCCAGGCGUCCAGAGCACAGGACUCCACCACCACAGACUCCCAAUUCUUGAUGUUGAAUUUCAACUUCAGGUCCACCACCAGUAUAGCAUCAUAAUGGGUAGCACUUCCAAAUGCUCAUAGUGCUGUACGUAGUGAGGGGUGUCCAAGGUUGAAUAUGCUGCUUUAAACAUCAGACAUUAGUGUUAGAAGCAGUUGUCUUUUUGUCACUAGUGCAAUGACACGCUACACAUUGUGACUAAAACCCUCACUUAAACAAGCAAUCCUGCAGCUUUGUCAAGAGGUGCUCUCAGGCAAUAAAAGGUCACAAAGCAUUUGGGUUAAAUAUAAAUAAUGAUGCUUAGAAUGGCAGAUAUGAAGGAUCUGUUCUACAUGACAAUACUUAGAAUUAAUCAGCUAAUUAAUGAUCAUAGUAUUUGUGGUUUGAUAUCAUUUGUCAAGUUAAACAUGCGUCAAAGUUUGACUUGAUAGCGACUUAUUCUAUGACACAAGCACCUGCAAGUGACACUGAAGGUACAGUCAGCCUGAUAACAAGAGUUCAAGAGUUCCCAGUGUGUACUGGAUAACAGUAGCGUGCAGGAGGGGGGAUCACUGGUUUGUUAUAAAUUUGCUUUAGAUUUUUGUUUUUAUACAAGAUCCCUUGCUAGUCGGUCAGUCAGUAAUUUUUCAGUCUUCCAAAGGUGAUGUUCACCAAAUAACGAUGACGGAAAUGCUUUUUCCAAGAUUCUCUGAAUGUAUUGACUGAAGAAUAAUUAGACAAAUUAUGCUACAUGGUAAACCAUUUUUUAAAUUUGUUUCUGUUUUAACUGUUUUCUUAUAUACAAUCUAUAGUUUUAACACUCCCACAGUGACUUAACAAGCUCUGUUUCUGCUACAUGCCUUGUAAACUUGUAUAAAACUGGUGUCAUAUUUAAUUCUAUAGUAUAUUUCUCAAGACUAUUGUCUUGUUGUGAUAAUUUUAGGUUAAUUUGGAGUGAGCUGUAUUUUGUUUCAAUGUGGAAUGCACUAAACUUUGCUCUAGUUCAAUCGUAAAUAGUUUCAUAGCCUGUCUGCCUGAUGCACCAAACAAGGUCAUCGUCUGCUGUACACCUAGUGAAAAGAUGAUAUCCUGUCUGUACUAGAAGGCCAGACAUCUGUCAUCAUUUUCCUCACUUAAAUGAGAGCCACAGAAAGCUAUAAUGCAAACAAUAGUUACUUUGAAGAAUGUAGAUCCUUUACAAUCUUUAUAGGAAGUGAUUUGCACUCGAUGCUCCUCAAUGCUGUCCAGUAACCCCAUAAAUAUAUGUACCAGAAAAUACCAAAAACAUAUAUUUUGAAAUACUUUUCUAUCCUGUGUGUUAGACAGUAGAACCUCAGAAUGUUCUUUAUCCCGACAUCUGAUGUCUCUCCUUUCAAGGUAACCAAACCAGGUAAAAGAUACAGUCAUAUGUUAGUAACAGAUGAAGGCUGUUGGCAUGUGCCUCUUAAUUUCUAUCAACUGGAUCUGACAUUCGCUUCAAACUAAAAAGUGAUUAACAACAUAUGGAAAUGGAAUUAAAAUCAUUCUGCUGAGCCAGUUCCAAAAAUAAAUACAACUAAAUCUAUGUGUCCCAUAUUCUGUAACCUAGAAGAAAUAGGCUUCCACCUUCCCUGAUUUCACUUUUUGACAUGUAAUGCUCAGCUGUGGGUGUACCAUAGACUGUAUACCGUCAAUGUACACAUGGUUCUGGCUAUUGGAAAUGCCAGAGGCAAAAUACUGAGAUGUAUAAAAACACUGCCAGAGCAGCUACAACAAGACAUGUUUUAUCACUUUAUUAAUCUUUCUGUCCAGCAUCUGAUACCCAGUCUGACUAGACUAACUUCCACUCAGUUAGCAAGUCUUUCAUACCCUAAUACAUAUUCAUUUUAAUCCUCAAUCCACACCAUACAAUCUACACACAUAACACUAGUGUUAAAAGGUACUUGUGUAGCAAGAGUUGACAGCCUAUGCCAGAAAAAGUUGACUUCCAUAAUACUUUAUGGUUAUCAGCAGAUCAUCACUAGCACAAUAUAGUAUGACUUCCUAAGAGCCAUAUCUGAGAACAUAGACACACUGUAGAAUAGACUUGAAGCACAUUUAGAGUCACUAGCACAUUCAGAAAUACUGGUUUUCCUCAGUGAAACUGAAACUCCACCAAUGUCAAUGUUCAUUUUCAUCAAUAAUGUACCUCUAAGGUAUUAACCAUACCUGGGCUGGAUAUCUGGACUAACUGACAGAUGUUUUGAAGUAAAUAAAACAUUUCUGAUCCAUCGCCAUUUAUGUAUUUUUGGAAAUAGAUAGAUGCAGUGCUGCAGUCUAAAUAAUUAAAAUGAGUCUAGUUUUUAACCUAUACGGGCCAUAUAAUCACACUCUGCAUUAUACAUUUUUCUCUGCAGGUAACCUAGCAAUAACAUCACUGACAAGUAAAAAAACACAAACAUAUACUGUAACACAUGAGGUUACUGAGCCGACGUUAAUUCUUUGUGUAUGAAGCAAUGUAGAAAAUGUGCCUCAGUAUACCUUGAUGUUUCCAGCUUGCUGAAUGUAACAUAUCCUCCUGCAUGGCUUUCACAACUAUUCAAAUAGCUUAGACUUUGAUGUUUUUAUCAUUUGUCAGUCAUAUUUCUGUGGGCUCUAUUGUACUCACACUUCAAUGAAGCCUCGGCUGUUCAUUUGAGAACAACUGUGAGGUUUUUAAAUGCUCAGUAUCUCUUUUUGCAGUUUCUGUUUUUGUUGAAAAAUUAAUAAAACAAUACAAAAACUA
Molecule: messenger RNA, 6222 nt
Organism: Micropterus dolomieu (smallmouth bass)
Lineage: Eukaryota; Metazoa; Chordata; Actinopteri; Centrarchiformes; Centrarchidae
Gene: mapk4
Product: mitogen-activated protein kinase 4
Exons: 9
Coding region: 1330-3513 (727 amino acids)
Biological process (GO): protein phosphorylation; cell surface receptor signaling pathway; intracellular signal transduction
Cellular component (GO): cytoplasm; nucleus
Molecular function (GO): MAP kinase activity; ATP binding
Source: RefSeq, a predicted model, not a curated record